Messenger RNA from Dermacentor silvarum, 895 nucleotides. RefSeq names its product brain-specific homeobox protein homolog. NCBI's taxonomy places the organism in Eukaryota, Metazoa, Arthropoda, Arachnida, Ixodida, Ixodidae. The record is from RefSeq and is a predicted model, not a curated record. Gene Ontology annotation, molecular function: DNA binding; DNA-binding transcription factor activity, RNA polymerase II-specific. Bases 1 to 750 code for a protein of 249 amino acids. The transcript has 3 exons. Gene Ontology annotation, biological process: regulation of DNA-templated transcription.
AUGAUGAGCGCGUUCUAUCGCAAGGCCGUAGCCGUCGGCGAGGACGACGGCGAGGCGGCGAGUGGCGGCGGCUACCGACAAAAGAUGUCGCCGCGUCGUUCGUUCAUGAUCGCGGACAUUCUGACAGCGCCGCCGGGGACUCCCCUGGCCGACUCCCCGCUCUGCCUGGGCCCGUCUCCCAUGCACGUCCGGGGAUCGGCGAUGACAGCUGUCUCGCAGGGCGGCGCGGCGACCGGACCGACGUGCCUGCAGACGCCGCCGCUGGGUCCCAUGUACUCCCAAGGAUCAGCCGUGGCCGCGUUCCUGCCGGCCGCCCACUUCAUCGGCAAGUCCAUCGAGCAAGGAUCCUUCCUUCUGUCGCCAGGGCUGGCGUUCCCGGGCCUGUUCGGGGGCCCCGGCGGCUGCGAGCCCGGUUCACGGCCCUGCCGGCGUCGCAAGGCGCGCACCGUGUUCAGUGACCAACAGCUGCACGGACUCGAAAAGCGCUUCGAGGCGCAGCGUUACCUGUCCACUCCGGAGCGCCUCGAGCUGGCCACCGCGCUCAGCCUGUCCGAGACACAGGUUAAGACGUGGUUCCAGAACCGGCGCAUGAAGCACAAGAAGCAGAUGCGCAAGGUGGGCGAGGACUCUUCGUCAACCACAGCGGCGGCCAGGCACACCCUGACGGAUGACUCGAACCCGGGAUCCUGCGGGUCAGACCUGGACGGCGAACUGGACGUCGUCGGAGAUGGUGGCGCCGCGCCGCGGUAAAGCGCCGCAUCGAGCGCCUGCAGAGAGGACGGCUGUACUCGGCUGGCAGACUUCUGAUGUGUAUAUAUAUACAUAUAUAUAUUCGAUCAACAAGGGUUACGAUAAGCGUAUGCACUGGCCAAGGUGACGUGACAGCAUCAUCAAG